This is a messenger RNA of Perkinsus marinus ATCC 50983, 513 nucleotides long. RefSeq lists its product as hypothetical. NCBI's taxonomy places the organism in Eukaryota, Perkinsozoa, Perkinsida, Perkinsidae. The transcript is spliced from 4 exons. The record is from RefSeq and is a predicted model, not a curated record. Bases 1 to 513 code for a protein of 170 amino acids.
AUGGCGGCACCGAGCCAGCAUGUGGCGACGGUUGACAAGCAACUCUCCCCUGCCCUCCCGAAGUAUGCUGACCAGAAGGGCUCGAUAGGAAAGGCGACACUCGGACAGACUAGUGCUGCUUAUCGUAACAGUCUCAUGUCCCAACCCAGUACGAUUCAGUUCCAACCAGAAGUGUCUUUGGCUUCCGCACUGCCUUCCUAUGGUCCUCGCAGAGGCAGCCGUUUCGAGGCCUUGUUCCAGGAUGCGCUCAAUCGUCAAGAACGUCAACGGGUCCGCAAGGAAGAGCGGCGACGAGUCGAGGAUGAGGAAAUUAACCACAAAAACCAGCGGAAGGCGCGCAGAUCCUUCGAUAUGGCAAAAUUCAAACGGAAUGUGGACGCAGAUGUUCGCCACAGGCAGGAAAGGAAGGCUCAUCGAGAAGCACAGCGUAUCGAGGAGAAGCAUAAAAAGGACAGGGAGGCUGUCCGAGUGGUCCCGGCGGAGUUGUUCAUGAUCCAGAGUCGUCUUAGUUGA